Messenger RNA from Alnus glutinosa, 1779 nucleotides. RefSeq names its product G2/mitotic-specific cyclin S13-7-like. The record is from RefSeq and is a predicted model, not a curated record. Bases 149 to 1531 code for a protein of 460 amino acids. The transcript is spliced from 8 exons. Gene Ontology annotation, biological process: mitotic cell cycle phase transition; regulation of cyclin-dependent protein serine/threonine kinase activity. Gene Ontology annotation, molecular function: cyclin-dependent protein serine/threonine kinase regulator activity. Gene Ontology annotation, cellular component: nucleus; cytoplasm; cyclin-dependent protein kinase holoenzyme complex. NCBI's taxonomy places the organism in Eukaryota, Viridiplantae, Streptophyta, Magnoliopsida, Fagales, Betulaceae.
CUUCAUUCAGUCCUCGAUCUUCUUUAUUCUCUACUUGUGUGCGUGGGAAGAGAGAGAGAGAGAGAUUAGAAGGGGGGCGGCUAAGAAAUUCAGAAGGAAUUAAUCGCUUAUCGCGCUGUAGUUACUUGGACAUAUUCAAGCAUUAGAAAUGGCUUCAAGGCCCAUUGUUCCACGACAACACAGAGGUGAGGCAGUAGUUGGAGGAGGAGGUGAUCAGCAGCAGAAGAAGAAUGGUGCGGCAGAAGCAAGAAACCGGAGAGCACUCGGGGAUAUUGGGAAUCUGGUCACCGUCCGGGGAAUCGAGGGCAAGCCUAAUCGUCCAAUCACAAGGAGUUUCUGCGCUCAACUACUCGCAAAUGCUCAAGCCGCAGCGGCUGCUGAAAACAACAAGAAACAAGUUUGUGUUAAUGUGGAUGGAGCCCCUCUUCUUCUAGAUGGAGUUGCUGCCCGGAAAAGAGCCGGUGCACCAAAGCCACCUCAGAAGAAAGUUAUUGUCAAGCCGAAGCCGGAGGAAGUGGUUGAGAUAAGCCCAGACACCCAGGAGAAUGAUGCUAAGGCUAAGCAAGAAAAUCCCGAAAACAAGAAAAAGGAUGGAGAAGUGACGGCCAAGAAGAAAGCAGCCGCUUUUACUUCAGUACUCACUGCUCGAAGCAAGGCUGCUUGUGGUUUGACUAACAAACCAAAGGAGCAGAUUGUAGAUAUUGAUGCAGGGGACAUAGGCAAUGACUUGGCUGCUGUGGAAUACGUUGAGGACAUCUAUAAAUUUUAUAAACUAAUUGAGCAUGAGAGUCGCCCUCAUGACUAUAUGGAAUCGCAGCCGGAGAUUAACGAAAGUAUGAGGGCAAUUCUGGUGGAUUGGCUGGUGGAUGUCCAUAGGAAGUUUGAUCUUUCGGUAGAAACUCUUUAUCUGACCAUCAAUAUAAUAGACCGCUUCCUCGCAAUCAAGUCAGUGCCAAGGAGGGAAUUGCAGUUGGUGGGCAUCAGUGCAAUGCUCAUGGCCUCCAAGUAUGAAGAAAUCUGGCCCCCUGAGGUCAAUGACUUUGUACACCUUUCAGACAAUGCUUAUAGUCAUGAACAGAUUCUGGUGAUGGAGAAAAUUAUACUGGGCAAGCUGGAAUGGACCUUGACUGUUCCUACACCAUAUGUUUUCCUCGCUCGUUUCAUCAAGGCAUCUAUGGGAGAUCAGGAACUGGAAAGCAUGGUGUAUUUUCUGGCAGAGUUGGGUGUGAUGCAUUAUGCGACCAUAAUAUAUUGCCCAUCAAUGAUUGCUGCCUCGGCAGUCUAUGCUGCUCGUUGCACUCUAAAGAAGACACCUACUUGGAACGAGACACUUAGGCUUCAUACUGGCUUCUCUGAACCACAAUUAAUGGAUUGUGCUAAACUAAUGGUGAGCUUCCACUCAAUGGCUGCCAAGAGCAAGCUUCAGUCUGUGUACAGAAAGUACUCAAAUCCUGAGCGGAAAGCUGUGGCGCUGCUUCCGCCGGCCAAAUCUCUCUUGCCAUCGGCUGCCUUGAUGAAGACCACAGUUUAAUCACAUGGCUUUUAUGUUAGAGAGACAAAGGCUUUGAAUCAUUUGAAUCAGUUCAAAGGUGGCUUGUAAAUUGUGUCGUCACUCGUCACUCGUCAGUGAUGUGAUGAUGUCUCUCAUUAGUGAUUAGAUUCCAGAUUUUUUUGAUUAAUUGCUACUCAAAUCAUCGUGUCAAGAAGAAAUAUUCAUUUCUCUCUCUCGUAUAUGAAGAAACACUUUAUUUGCUCAACUAUAUAGUGGGCAAUUUGCUA